Molecule: messenger RNA, 2813 nt
Organism: Acinonyx jubatus (cheetah)
Lineage: Eukaryota; Metazoa; Chordata; Mammalia; Carnivora; Felidae
Product: olfactory receptor 12D3
Exons: 1
Coding region: 1167-2096 (309 amino acids)
Biological process (GO): G protein-coupled receptor signaling pathway
Cellular component (GO): membrane
Molecular function (GO): G protein-coupled receptor activity; olfactory receptor activity
Source: RefSeq, a predicted model, not a curated record
GUGUAGUGAUGAAUUCUCUCAGUUUGUGUUUUCUCUGCGUGUGUGUGUGUAAAUUCUUUCUUGUUGGGUUAAGUGUUCUAUAUAUGUUAAUCAAACUUGUAAAUGAUGUUGUUCAGAUGUUUAUAUUCUUACUGACUUGUUGGCUAAUUCUUCUGUCUGCAUACAGAGAGGUAUGUUAAAGCUUCUUAUUCUGUGGUGGAUUUGACUGUCUUCACUAGUUCUGUCACCUUUUGAAGUUGGGAGCUUACAUUGGACUAUGAUAUUUUGGACCAGUAAUCAGCAGGAGACUCUCAGUGUGGGUGGGUAAGUAUAAGUUUUUCCAAUUCCUUAGGUCAAGGGCCCACUUUUCAGUUGACAGGGUGGUGAUUAUUUUAUUUUACAAACAGCAAGGGUUUCUUUGUUCUUAUACUUCCUGUGCCUUUUCUCUCUUCCUCAGGGUUUAUGCUUUGCCUUCUUCUAAUUUUUUUCCCUUGUAGAAAUUCCUGCUAAAUGUGGAGCACUUUUCUUUUGGGGCUAAAAUAUUUGGGGUAUAUUCAAAGUUCUCCCACUGUUAGGACUUCUCACUAUUUCCAGUUUUUCUCAACUACAUCAACAGCCCCACUGCCAGGCUGCAAUCUUGUGAUUACUGAUCCUAAUUGUGUGUUUUUAUCCUCGCCUUACACAAUAUUUGAAGUUUCUGGGCUUUGCAUCUCUUAAUUUUACUGAAGGUUUGGGUGGCCAGGAGGGUGCUGGUUUCCUGGGGCUUUUAUGUAUCUUAGAAGAAGAGGGAAAAAAUCCUCACAAGGCUAUAUCUGCAUUGCUUCCAGAACCUGGAAUUAUAAGCUCAACAAUUCCCCUUACUUGUGUGUCUUAAAUUUGCCCAACCUUGGAUUCUAAUAUAUUUGUGAGGUUAUGGUCAUGUCCCACAUCUCCUACUUUAAAAAGUUCUCUUUAUAGUUGCUUUUAUUAAUCUAAUGUCAUUUUACUACAUAUGAAUUUAUGAGGUAUGUUAAUCUUCAAUUUUAUUGUAAGUAAAUUUAGCUUUACUGCUUCUAAAUAUUCUUUACAUUGUAGCUCACUCCUAGGAUCUUCCAAAUAGUAAUCUUGCCUUACUUAACAUCCAUCAUGUAAAAUUAAAAAUUCAGAAAAAUUAACUCGCUGUUAUUGUUACAUUUGCUCCCCAGGCAAUGGAGAGCAUCACUACAGUGAGUGAGUUUCUCUUACUUGGCCUGACCAGUGUUCAGGAUCUGCAGCCUUUCUUCUUUGUGCUUUUCUUAAUCAUUUACUUGAUAAGCUUGGUUGGAAAUGGAGCUAUAUUGGUGAUCAUUAUUUUGGAGCCCAAACUCCACUCCCCCAUGUAUUUUUUCCUGGGAAACCUUUCUUGUCUGGACAUCUGCUAUUCUUCAGUGACACUGCCCAAGCUGCUUCUAACCCUCUUGUCCACUCGCAGGGUCAUAUCUUUCCUAGGCUGCAUCACUCAGCUACACUUCUUCCACUUUCUGGGCUGUUCUGAGGCUGUCUUGCUGGCCAUUAUGGGCUUUGACCGAUUCGUGGCCAUCUGCUACCCACUUCACUAUGCCAUGCUCAUGAACCACCAGGUGUGUGUCCUCUUGGCUGCUGUAGCCUGGCUCACCAGCUUCCUUUAUGCUCUGAUGCAUUCUGUCCUGACUGCACGCCUGAACUUCUGCCACUCUCUGAAACUCCACCACUUCUUCUGCGAUGUGAAGCCUCUCCUGGAACUGGCCUGUGGUGACACGCAGGUCAAUCAAUGGCUUAUUUCCAUCAUCACAGGUGGGAUUUCCAUGGGUGCCUUCUUCCUGACUCUUCUCUCCUACCUCUAUGUCGUUGGUUUCCUUCUGUUUGAGCAUCAGUCCUGCAGCACACUUCACAAGGCUCUGUCCACGUGUGCUUCGCACCUCAUGGUGCUGUGUCUUUUCUAUGGGCCUGUGGGCUUCACAUACAUCCGUCCAGCCUCAGCCACUUCCAUGGUUCAGGAUUGGUUGGUGGCUGUUAUAUACAGUGCAGUCACCCCAGUGCUGAACCCACUGAUAUACACUCUUAGGAAUAAGGAAGUGUGGUUGGCUCUGAAGAAGAUCUUCAGGAGGAAGUUUUGUUGAAAGACUGCCAGGAGCAUCUCUGGGACUAACAGGGUGGAUGUCUGAUGUCCAUUAAGAGUCAUCCCUUCGUUGUGGUGAAUGGUCUACUUGGUUUGUUUUUCUCUCAGGGAUUUGUAGCACUUGUCACUGUGUUCUGCACUUAUUUAUGUAUAAUCAUUCUUGGUGCAGUAUUUAUUCACUGAUUUAUUUAAGAAAUGGUCAUUGAGCGUAUGUUAUAUCAGACAAUGUAGUAGGGGCAGAAAAUACAGGAGUGAGAAAAACUCCACAGUCUUGUGAAAAUCAGUUUAGUGUAAUGGGGACCACCCAACAAGCAAACCCGUAAGUAAACAUGUAAGGAUAAUAGUAUGGGAUUGAGAACUAAAAGGAGGUAGGAAGGAUGAGGAGCAAAUGGGAUGGGCACAUAUGAUAUAAUAAAGAAUUUAUGUGCUCUCUGUCCUGAGUUUCUGAAAUAGAGCUUCUAAAACUCUCAGAAUUCCCCAAGUGGCACAGUGUCUUUGUUAUUCAUAAACCACUUGGAUCACACCUGGGGUUAUGCUCAUAAGAUGACCUUACAUGGGCCCCAAGACAGCUUCAGGAUGGGGCUGGUCCUGCCAGAAACACCAACCAUAUGGCUAGAGGUUUGCAGCUUUGAGUCAUGGUGAUACAAACCUGACUUCCAGAGAGGAAGGAGGCUGGAGGCUGAGCUCAGCUACGUGGCCAGUGAUUCUGUCAGUCACA